Messenger RNA from Onthophagus taurus, 1091 nucleotides. RefSeq lists its product as uncharacterized. The record is from RefSeq and is a predicted model, not a curated record. Lineage: Eukaryota; Metazoa; Arthropoda; Insecta; Coleoptera; Scarabaeidae. Gene Ontology annotation, molecular function: structural constituent of cuticle.
CCUAGAACGGUUCUGCAGGGUGUGGUUUCGGUAUAUAAAUACACAAUGCCUUUGAUUUAAUUGUCACUGUGAAAUCCACCGCAAAUACAUCAACAUGUUUGUAAAACUGGCAGUAUUCGCUUGUUCAUUGGCUUUUGCCGCCGCCGCAUGGAAUGGACCACUCGCUGGUGGAGUUCCAGCCCAUCAAUUCCCAGCUGGUGUGAGCCCCGAAUCAUGCCCAAAUUUCCCCAACUGUAAUAAUCCAGCCGUUGCUGUACAAGCAAAUGCCGGAGCUCACGCCGGUGGAUGGAACGCAGGUAACAAUGGUGCAUGGAAUGGAGGAAACAAUGGCGCAUGGAAUGGUGGAAACAAUGGCGCAUGGAACGGCGGCCACAACGGAGGAUGGAACGGAGGUAAUAAUGGAGCAUGGAACGGCGGUAACAACGGGGCAUGGAACGGCGGCAACAACGGAGGAUGGAACGGAGGAAACGAAGGAGGAUAUACUCCCAAUAACGCUUUAGAUGCUGGAGAAUACACCGGAGAUGGAGAUUAUCGUGGAGAAGGUCUUCAAGAAGCUGGAGCAUACGGAGAUGUGAGCCAAGAUCAAAGCCAAUGGAACAAUAAUGAUGGAGGAUGGAACGGUGGACACAAUAAUGGCGGAUGGAACGGAGGAUGGAACAACGCCGCUCCAGCUUACAACCAAGGAGCUGGAGCUCAAGUUCCCGCUGGAGUCGAUGGUCACUCCUGCCCCAACUAUCCAUUCUGUCACUAAGUCAAGCCAGACGCCAGCUGACUAAACAUGUUGUCGCUUGCUGUGCGACCUUUAGACCUAUCAUCAAGCACAGCAUAUCUGUUGUGUUCAUAUGAUCUGUAAUAUAUGUAUUUAAAAAAAAUUUAAAAACAUCAAUAAAGACCAAAUAGAUUAAAUCUAUUUAUACAAAAAAAUUAGACAAAACAAAAUUUGUGGUGCUGUGUUUAUCCCUUAAUCUACCAUUUAUUAUAUAUAUACUCGCUAUUAUUUAAGACGCUCUACCUAUAAAUCCAAUAUGCACAAGAAGAGGUUCAAAUGCUUUUGUAAAAAAAUUAUAGCCAAUAAAUCUACUUUAAAAAGA